UCGUUCAUCAUCAUGAGUGCAACAACAAGCUUGAAGCUGCGUUUGCCAACCUUUGUGUUGGUGCUGGAGGUUGUAAUGAUCACACUCUACGGCAUCUUUGUCACCUAUGACGAUGACUCCAGUGCGAAGCUCCAAAACAACGAGACCAACUCGAUGGAGAACUCAAUGUAUAAGGACUACCCUUACUUUGCUGAUAUUCAGGUGAUGAUCUUCCUGGGCUUCGGUUGCCUGCUGGCCUUCUUUCGCUUCUACGGCUUCAGUGGGAUGGUGUUCAACUUCCUCACAGCCACCUUCGCCAUCCAGUGGGCCAUCCUGAUUCAAGGGUACUUCCAGUUUUACUCUGAUGGUAAAAUCCACUUGGGAGUUAUCAAUCUCAUAAAUGCAGAGUUUGCCUGUGCUGUGGUCCUCAUCUCAUUUGGAGCUGUGCUUGGGAAGACCAGCCCUGUUCAGCUCCUGGUCAUGGCUUUGCUGGAGAUUCCUAUCUUUGCAGUCACAGAGUGGGCUGUACUCAAAUAUCUACGGAUCAAUGACGCAGGAGGCAGUAUUCUUAUUCACCUGUUUGCCUGUUACUUUGGGCUGGGGGUAACUUUUGUCCUCUAUCGCCCAAGUUUGAAUAAAGGACACCCCAAAGAGACCACGAGUUAUAACUCUGACAUUCUGUCUGUGAUGGGAACGCUUUUUCUUUGGGUGUUUUGGCCUUCAUUUAACUCUGCUCUCACAUUUAAAGGUGACGACCAGCACAGAGCCAUACUCCACACAUUCUUAGGCCUGAGCUCAUCCACUAUCACCGCCUUUGCCCUCUCUGCAAUGUUCAACAAAAGAGGCAAGCUAACAAUGGCAGAUAUUCAGAACGUGACACUUGCAGGUGGAGUUACAGUUGGGGCUUCUGUGGACAUGAUGAUCUCCCCAGUAGCUGCAUAUGCUCUGGGCAUCAUAGGCUGCACUGCCUGCUUCUUUGGCUACAAGUACCUCACUCCCUUUUUGGCUCAGCGCCUGAGGAUCCAGGACCAGUGUGGCAUUCACAAUCUGCAUGGCCUUACCGGACUCAUAUCAUCCACCGCAGGGAUCUGUGCUAUCCUGAUGGCCACUGAAGACACCUACGGGCCCAGCAUGUAUCAGAUCUUCUCCCAUCGUGCUCCGCCAGAGGGAGAUCCAAAGCUGCUGGAGCUGCAAAAGCUGAUUCCCGGGCUGAAGCCAGGUCUGGGCCGCACUGCACAGCAACAAGCUCUCUUUCAGGUUGCAGCUGUCUUUGCGACUAUCGCUGCAGCUGCAGCUGGUGGGCUGCUCACCGGGCUGGUCAUGAAGCUGCCAUUCAUGGCGUCACCAUCUGAUGAGAACUGCUUUGAUGAUGAGCUUUUCUUUGAUGUGCCUUCAAACUUUGACAGUGGAGAGGUUCUCAAGACUCUCAAAAACUUUGAUGCAACAGAAAAAGCAGAAACUUUGAAUACCCAAGUCUGA
Messenger RNA from Gambusia affinis (western mosquitofish), 1458 nucleotides. RefSeq names its product ammonium transporter Rh type B-like. Gene Ontology annotation, cellular component: plasma membrane. The transcript has a single exon. The record is from RefSeq and is a predicted model, not a curated record. NCBI's taxonomy places the organism in Eukaryota, Metazoa, Chordata, Actinopteri, Cyprinodontiformes, Poeciliidae. Gene Ontology annotation, molecular function: ammonium channel activity. The coding region runs from base 13 to 1458 and encodes 481 amino acids. Gene Ontology annotation, biological process: ammonium homeostasis; ammonium transmembrane transport.